AUGGCUCAAUCCAAGGAUGCUGAGAACAAGGAUCUUGUCGACCUGUCGGCUCAUGUCUCUUACGAAGGAAGUUGUCAUUGCAAGGCCGUGCGCUUCGCUGCGAGACUGCGGUCUCCGUUAUCUGAAUCAACUGUGAUUUCUUGCAACUGUAGCUAUUGUCAUAUCGCCGGCAGUCUGCUCGUCUUCGUAGACGAUCUUGAAAUCCACCACGGUGCAAGUGAACUAAAGGAAUAUCGCUUCGGCACACGGACUAUACAGAUCUUCUUUUGCGGGUCCUGUGGUGCCAACGUGUACAACGAAUCACUGAACCCGAAGUUUAGACAUGGCGGACAUGCAGUGAAUGUGCGCCUUUUCCAUGGUAUUGAUCUGGAGGAUAUUAAGAUUACCAAGACCAACGGGAAAGCCUUACAUUUACCACCUUUGGAAGAGACACCGCUCUAG
This is a messenger RNA of Aspergillus terreus NIH2624, 441 nucleotides long. RefSeq names its product GFA family protein. NCBI's taxonomy places the organism in Eukaryota, Fungi, Ascomycota, Eurotiomycetes, Eurotiales, Aspergillaceae. Bases 1 to 441 code for a protein of 146 amino acids. The record is from RefSeq and is a predicted model, not a curated record. Gene Ontology annotation, molecular function: carbon-sulfur lyase activity. The transcript has 4 exons.